GCGCAAAGGAUUGUGGGCUCAGCGCGUAUGUUUCCAUCAUGGCGGCGUCAAUUUCGGGAUACACUUUUAGUUCUGUGUGUUAUCACAGUGCCAACAGCAGUUCCGACCAUGAGGGCUUCCUGCUGGGAGAAGUGAGACAGGAGGAGACUUUAAGCAUCAGUGACUCACACAUCGGUAGCUCAGAAUUCCUCAAUGUAAUAGAGGUCCAUAAUCAUGAACCUUGUGCACAACUGUUUAGCUUUUAUGACUAUGCAGGUAACGUCAAUGAAGAAAAUCUCAACCGAAUCCUCAAGGACAGAAGAAAAAAUGUUAUCGGCUGGUACCGGUUUAGAAGGAACACUCAACAGCAGAUGUCAUUCAGGGAGCAGGUGAUCCAUAAGCAGUUGACCUAUAUACUUGGCAUCCCAGAUCUGGUCUUCCUCCUCUUCAGCUUCAUCUCCACAGCCAAUAGUUCCACACAUGCUUUGGAGUAUGUGCUCUUCAGGCCCAACAAAAACAGGUUUAAUCAGAGGAUAUCUCUAAGCAUCCCAAACCUGGGCAACACCAGUCAACAGGAAUAUAAAGUCUCAUCUGUGCCGAACACCUCCAAGAACUACGCAAGUGUCAUUAAAGAACAUGGGACAGAGUUCUUUGAUAAGGAUGGGGUGAUGAAAGACAUUCGAGCUAUUUUUCAAGUAUACAGUGCCCUUCAAGAAAGAGUGCAGGCGGUGUGUUGUGAAGUGGAUCAAAGUGAACGAGUGAGGGAGAAAAUCCAAGAAGAAGUGAACAAACUCAAAGAGGAAAUCGCUCUCAGGAAACGUAACAGCGCUGAGGAAGAGAGAAGACUUCAAGAGGCAGCCGCUGUCACGCUUCCCGACAACCCUGCCCUUCCCGACUCCUCACACUCUUUGACUCGAGUCAUGCUCUCAGGUCCCUCGGUGGAGCCCAGUUUAGAGAGACCCGUGAACUCGUCAUCUCCACCAAUCUACAGCACCACACUGCUUCCAGAUUCACCAAGCGCUAUACUGCUGCCGCGGCCCCAAGCCGUAGGUUCGCCCGGCCACCCGUCUCCCAGUCUGGGCCUGGGCAGCGGAGACGGUUCGAGCUCAGAUUCCCUGAACCGUCAGGCCACCGGCCAGGAAGACCAGGAGGAUGAUGAUGACGAGGACAGUAGCGAGUAUGAAAAUUUAGUUAGCGAGCAAUUGCAACCACCUUCCUUAACGGAAACUGUUACAUUAGGACGCCCGGCUACCCUGUGGCCCGACGGAGACGCCCACAGCCCGCCGGGCUCAUAGUAGUUGAACAAACUAACGGGGAUAUUGACGAAUGAACAGAACUAGGUGUGAUCGUGAGGUCGGUGGUGUUCAGAACACAAACAAGCACUUGCCUUUUGUGAGUUAUGACAAUGCUGUCCUGUUGCACACAUUUAACAGCUCUGUGCAGGGGACGAACUCUGAAGUGGAAUGGAAUGAUAUCCCCAACCAUGUGGACAGACAAGGCCCCCUUUUCUUCAUUUUAUGCUCUCCUCUCUGGUUUUGUUUGGGUGGAGAGGUGCAUCCUGCUUCUCUCGGCGUCUGCUACUCACUGGAGUCAUUCGGUUUUUGCACCAUUUACCUCUUGCACUGUUUUGCCUUCUUUUGAUCUGCAUUUGAAUAGAAAAGCAAAGGGAAUUAUGUCUUUUUUUUGUGGCCUUCAAACAUCUUUGUGUGAGCUUAUUCCAUGACUUGUUCGUUGUCUAGCUUCAUUUAUCUGAAUGAAAAGAAAAAAAAUCACAGUUAUAAUAAGUGCUUAGGACUUCAGCUGACACUUGAACAGUUCUUGUUCUAGAAAAUGUAUUUUAUUUUUGGUUUUAUCAGUUAUAUUUGAUUUGAUUGAGUAAUAUAAUGGCCUAUUAAUGAAAAAAAGGAUAAUUUUUGGUCAACGAUUAUAAAAAGUUACUUUGAUAAGUGGUGCUUGUGUUUUCUAUGACAUACUGUAGAUCACUACUAAUUUCAUUGGCUUAAAUCAAACACAUUUUUGUCCUAAUGAAUGAAUCGAAUAUUAUAUUGUUUUCUGCUGCACUUCAAACGUUCACCAUUGAGCUUUAACUGAAAUUUUCGGUCGUACGGUUUGACGGAGCCAAUCAGAAACUGGAAGGGUCAGAAUGCAGCAUCAUCGAUCUCAGGAUUCUUUUGCAGUACAAGGACCGUUGCUUUCUCGCAUCUUCUUGUCCACAUGCCUUUGUUGUUUAGUUGAGAAGAUGUGAUUGCUCAAAGCAAUGCAGCGGUGGAUCAGUUUCGCGCUCCAUGAUAACGUGAAAUAAAGAUUUCAGCCAUAUGCAGCAGAUCUUUAAAGGUAGAAGCACAGUUUUGUCAUGUUAGUGGAUGUUUUGCUACGUCUGAUCGAACCAAAAUUACAUUUUCCCUCAAAAGUUUGUAUGUGUGUGAAUCUCAGAAAAACAUGUCUGGGUCAUUUUAC
Molecule: messenger RNA, 2436 nt
Organism: Sinocyclocheilus anshuiensis
Lineage: Eukaryota; Metazoa; Chordata; Actinopteri; Cypriniformes; Cyprinidae
Product: BRISC complex subunit Abro1-like
Exons: 9
Coding region: 39-1274 (411 amino acids)
Biological process (GO): attachment of spindle microtubules to kinetochore; protein K63-linked deubiquitination; mitotic spindle assembly
Cellular component (GO): nucleus
Molecular function (GO): polyubiquitin modification-dependent protein binding; microtubule binding
Source: RefSeq, a predicted model, not a curated record